GUCUGCUCUCUGCUCGGCUCACUGCUAGCAAUGGCGCUGCGGGUCGGCCAGCUCUUUUCUCCGUGUCUACUCGCCGCGGCUUUGUUAGUGCUUGCUAGCGGACCACAGUUUGUACUGACUUGUCCGAGUCGCUGCUUAUGUUUCCGAACCACGGUGAGAUGUAUGCAUCUAAAUCUGGAAACCGUACCAGCAGUCUCCCCUCAGACAACCAUUCUAGACCUGAGGUUCAACAAAAUCAAAGAUUUACAACCUGGUUCCUUCAGGCGAUUGAAGAACCUCAACACACUCCUCCUUAACAACAACCAUAUACGAAGGAUCCCCAGGGGGGCAUUCGAAGACCUGGAAAACCUCAAAUAUCUCUAUUUGUACAAGAAUGAAAUCCAAUCAAUUGACAGACAAGCAUUUAAGGGGCUUGUCUCUCUUGAGCAACUGUAUCUGCACUUCAACAACAUCGAGUCUUUGGAACCAGAAUCUUUUACUCACCUACCAAAGCUGGAACGACUGUUUUUGCACAACAACAGAAUCACCCAUCUUGUCCCGGGAACUUUCUCUCAUCUCCAGGCCAUGAAGAGAUUGCGACUGGACUCCAAUGCAUUAAACUGUGACUGUGAGCUGCUGUGGCUGGCUGAUCUGCUAAAACAGUAUGCUGAGUCAGGCAAUGCCCAGGCCGCUGCCACCUGCGACUACCCCAGCCGCCUGCAGGGCCGGUCGGUGGCUACACUUACUGCUGAGGAGCUCAACUGUGAGGUUCCCAGGAUCACAUCAGAGCCCCAGGAUGUCGAUGUUACAUCAGGAAACACUGUCUACUUCACAUGUCGGGCUGAAGGCAAUCCUAAACCACAGAUCAUUUGGCUCAGGAACAACAAUGCUCUAAACAUGCGUGAUGACAGUCGUCUGAACCUACUUGAAGAUGGGACACUAAUGAUCCAAGACACCAGAGAGACGGACCAGGGGGUCUACCAGUGUAUGGCCAAAAACGUGGCUGGGGAAGUCAAGACAUCACAAGUCACACUGCGAUAUUUUGGAGCCCCCUCACGGCCAAGUUUUGUGAUCCAGCCCCAGAACACAGAGGUGCUGGUCGGGGAGAGUGUAACGCUGGAGUGCAGUGCCACGGGCCAACCACAGCCCCGGGUCUCCUGGACUAAGGGUGACCGGACACCCCUGCCCAAUGACGCCCGCAUCACCAUCACUCCCUCUGGGGGCCUUUACAUCCAGAAUGUGGUCCAGGCUGAUGGGGGCCAGUAUACCUGCUUUGCCUCCAAUAAUGUUGACACCAUACACGCCACAGCUUACAUCAUUGUACAAGCGGUCCCCCAGUUCACAGUCACUCCACAGGAUCAGUCAGUCCUAGAGGGUCACACUGUGGAUUUCCCCUGCGAGGCAAAUGGGUACCCUCAGCCAGUCAUUGCAUGGACGCGUGGGGGCAGUCCGUUACCCUUGGACCGUCGACAUACUGUCCUGUCUUCUGGUACUCUCCGCAUCACUCGUGUGGCAGCCCAUGAUGAGGGCCAGUAUGAGUGCCAGGCAGUCAGCCCUGUGGGGACUGUGCGUACCGCUGUGCAGCUCAGCAUCCAACAGAGAGUAACGCCUGUUUUCACAAAUGCUCCAAGGGACCUGACGGUGGACUCUGGCCAGGAUGUACAGAUUCCCUGCAGUGCUCAGGGCCAGCCACAGCCUGUUCUCACCUGGAACAAGGAUGGCGUACAGGUGACAGAGAGCGGCAAGUUCCACAUCAGUCCUGAGGGUUAUCUAGAGGUGAAGGAUGUGGGUACCGCUGAUGCUGGACGCUAUGAGUGUGUUGCCCGUAACCCUAUUGGCUACCAGGUUGCCAGCAUGGUGCUCACUGUUACAGUUCCUGCAGUCAGCAGAGAAGGGGACACCUUUGUGAGUACAUCAAUAGAGCAAGCCAUUCGUAAUGUGGACAGUGCCAUUGAGUCCACAAGGAGACGUCUCUUUGAUGGUCAGCCUCGUACCCCAGGAGAACUGCUAGCUCUUUUCCGGUAUCCACGUGACCCCUACACAGUGGAGCAGGCACGUGCUGGGGAGAUCUUUGAGCAGACUCUGCUGCUCAUCCAGAACCACGUCAACCAGGGACUCAUGGUCGACACAAACGGCACUGCAUUUCGCUACAAUGACCUGGUCUCCCCUCACUUCCUGGAUGUGAUUGCCAACCUGUCAGGAUGCACAGCCCACCGCCGUUUCAACAAUUGCUCUGACAUUUGUUUCCACCAAAAGUAUCGCACCCAUGAUGGCACUUGCAAUAACCUUCAGCACCCAAUGUGGGGCGCUUCACUCACAGCCUUUGAACGGCUCCUGAAAUCAGUCUAUGAUAACGGCUUUAAUCUGCCCAGAGGCGCCACUGAGCGUCUGCAUAAUGGAUACAGGCUACCUCUGCCAAGACUGGUGUCUACCACCAUGAUUGGUACAGAGACCAUCACUCCUGAUGACCGUUACACACACAUGUUGAUGCAGUGGGGUCAGUUCCUAGACCACGACUUGGACGCAACGGUGGCAGCACUCAGUCAGUCACGGUUUUCUGAUGGCCAGUUGUGUGCACAAGUCUGCACCAAUGACCCGCCAUGCUUCCCAAUCCAGUUCCCACCCAAUGACCCACGGCAGCUGCGUAGUGGUGCUCGCUGCAUGUUCUUUGUGCGUUCUAGCCCUGUGUGUGGCAGUGGAAUGACGUCUCUUCUCAUGAACAGCGUAUAUCCCCGAGAGCAAAUCAACCAACUCACGUCUUACAUAGAUGCAUCAAAUGUCUACGGCAGCUCAAGACAUGAAUCUGAAGAAAUCCGUGAUUUGGCCAGUCAAAGGGGUCUGCUCCGGCAAGGGAUAAUCCAGCGAACAGGGAAGCCCCUACUGCCAUUUGCCACAGGACCACCCACUGAGUGCAUGAGAGAUGAAAAUGAGAGUCCAAUUCCGUGUUUCUUGGCUGGAGACCACCGUGCCAAUGAACAACUUGGUCUGACUGCAAUGCACACUGUGUGGUUCAGAGAACACAACCGCAUCGCCACAGAGCUGCUGAGGCUGAACCCCCACUGGGACGGGGACACCAUCUACCAUGAGGCCAGGAAGAUAGUGGGCGCCCAGAUGCAGCACAUCACCUACAGUCAGUGGUUACCAAAGAUCCUGGGUGAAGCAGGUAUGAAGAUGAUGGGACGGUACUCUGGUUAUAACCCCAACGUUAAUGCUGGUAUCCUCAGUGCUUUUGCGACGGCAGCUUUCCGCUUUGGCCACACGCUCAUCAACCCGAUACUGUACAGGUUAGACGAGGAGUUCCAGCCUAUUCCACAGGGACACAUAUCUCUGCACCGGGCCUUCUUCUCCCCAUUCCGCAUUGUGAACGAGGGUGGCAUCGACCCACUGCUCCGUGGGCUUUUUGGCGUCGCUGGGAAAAUGCGGGUUUCUACGCAGCUGCUGAAUACUGAGCUGACAGAGAGGUUGUUCUCCAUGGCCCAUGCUGUGGCCCUGGACCUGGCUGCCAUGAACAUCCAGAGAGGAAGAGAUCAUGGAAUACCACCAUACAACGAUUACAGGACCUUCUGUAACCUGACCUCGGCUCAGACAUUUGAGGAUUUGAGGAAUGAGAUUAAGAAUCCUAGUGUCAGAGAAAAGCUGCAGAGGCUGUAUGGCACCCCUUUGAACAUCGACCUGUUCCCGGCCCUGAUGGCUGAAGACCUGGUUCCUGGCAGCAGACUGGGGCCCACCCUUAUGUGUCUCCUGGCAGCUCAGUUUAAACGCCUGCGAGACGGUGACAGGUUCUGGUAUGAAAAUCCCGGUGUGUUCACGCCUGCCCAGCUGACUCAGCUGAAACAGGCCUCUCUGACACGGGUGCUGUGUGACAACGGGGACAACAUCACACGUGUCCAGCAGGACGUCUUCACGGUGGCUGAGCUGCCUCAUGGUUAUGGCAGCUGUGAGGACAUUCCCCAAAUUGAUCUGCGCAUGUGGCAGGACUGUUGUGAAGACUGCAGAACCAAGGGACAGUUCAACGCUCUGUCGUACCACUUCAGAGGACGCAGAUCAGCAGAACACAGUUACAAAGAGGACAGAGCUGACCACAGCCCAGUGGAGGAAGCCGGAGAAAGUCUUGCAAAUGUUACUGUUACCUCCAAAAAACGCACUGAACCCUCCAUCGGUGAUUUCCAAGACUUUGUCUCUGACAUGCAGAAGACGAUCACAAGUUUACGAAAACAGAUUAAACGACUUGAAGCCCGUCUGAGCAAGACUGACUGCACUGACAGUGAAGGACGUGAGCGAACAGAUGGAGAACGGUGGAAAAAGGACCCCUGCUCCACCUGCGAAUGCAGAGAUGCCCAGGUGACCUGCUUUGUGGAGUCUUGUCCACCGGUGGAGUGCAAACAGCCUGUCAAGCUAAAAGGUGCCUGCUGCCCGGUGUGCCUCCAACAGGCAGACCCCCGCCAUGAAUAACCCUCAGGACGCCUCCGACAAAUACACUCUAGUGUCUGAAAGUCACACUCUCACACACAGACAUCCAGAGAGAUGAGACUCGUACAGGUGUGCUAAGUUGCAGCCACCGAUAGCCUCGAUAGACCCAAUAGCCUCAUUUUUUUGGUUUUAAUUUUGUAUUCUUUUUCUUGGAUCAGAGGAGGGUUUUGUUUCUCUCUGGACUGUUGCCCCCUCCAGGGUCGGCAGCCUGAGGCUUGGUUUGAAAUCCACUGGCAACAAGCCAGCCAUCACUAAAUGGAUUUAUUUCUGAACCGAUGGGUGGAUGGAUGAAUGGAUGGAUGGGCAAAUUGUAAACACGACGGACAAACCUCUCCUCGAGUCUGCUGAGGCUUCUGAAGUGUAACAAACAGCCACUGUGUUUGCGACCAACACCUGGUGACGAAACGCAGGGCCAAGUUGCCGUCAAAAAGCAGGAAAGGGAAGUAAAUCGAAAAGGCGGCAGCCAUUUUGUUGUCUCAAAAUAUUCUCAGGUUAGAGAGAAAACUGGUGCUAUUUUGCCCUCUUUUAAUGAUUUAAUCACUAAAUACAAACCUUUAAAGUAUUGUCUUUUGUAUGCAAAGCAUCCUAUAUACACUCAGUAUAUGCCUUUUUAUGAUAAAUCCUAAUUGAGAGGACCGUUUUAUUCAAUCUUUAAAGACAUUUUAUGAAUAGAGUUACUUCAUCUUUUUUAUCUAAGGUGCUUUAUUUCAUGUUAUAAAGAUGUUUUCUCCCAUUUUGUAUAAAAAAAAUAAUUCUUACAUAUGAAGAUAAUGUGAAGCCCUACAAAAACGUUUGUAAUGCAAAAGAGAUGUCUACUGAUUACUGCUCCUUCUUCCAUAGACAACAUGUUAGUUAACUGGCUUAAUGUGUGCUGGCCUGUCCUGAACUUGACCGAGGCGGACCGUGUGGUGCUCCCCGCUGAAGGACACUCCAACCAGCUCUUGCACUGUCAUGUUCCUUUCACUCAAAGUUUUAUUUUGUUUUCAGAAAACAGUGUAAGAUUAUUCAUGUAACCACUUUAAUAUUGUGAAAAGCCAAAUGUAUGAUUUUAAUAACUUCUAAAACUACAUCAAUAGCAUGUGUGUAUCUAUGAAACUCUGUAUGAAUGUUGUAAUGAGGUCAGGUUUUAGCCUUUGGUACUGCUACCUUUACCACAGCAGUAUUCUCCUUCUGGCCCACUCACCAUUUUCCGUUUGAAUUUCUUGUUUAGUGUUUAGACUACACACACCUGAAGGACUGCUCCAUAGCUGUCGACCGGUCCUCUCUGCAUUUUUGGACCUGCAGUUCUCUAGCUUUAGUUUACACCAGGACACGCUUGCAUGCAUUCCUUUGUCAGGCAUCCACUUGGCCUCUUCCUUUUUUAAAGUUUUUGCUCGUGUGUUUAGUUUGCAGACGUUUCCCCCUGUGAGGACCAGCUGCAGUGUUGAUAUAGUUUAGGAAUGCUCGCCCCGCUCGUGUUUUUCUGCCAUGUUGAAGUUUUUGAGACUGGGGUGACGUCAUUCAGCCAAGCAUGUGUGGAGCGCAGCCCUCUGACCCUCAUUCCGCUGUAAUGGAAGCCAUAUGAAAGGGGAAGCAAGGGUGAUGUCGGGGGAGGGGGAGGGCGAUGAUUGGGAUUGUCAAUCAGAAACAAGUCUCGAGCAGCUUUCCGUCACGAAGGCGGCGACUCCUGUCAACUGGCCCUCUACGUCUACUGUACAGACACUAAACGCCACUCGCUCAAUCCCAUGCACUGGUUCACUCAGCGUUACAGAAGUCACCUUUUAUUUCCCUGUUUUCCUCUGCUCCUAAUUGUGGUGAAGCGGCUCCAGCUGCCGUGUUCCUUUUCCAUUGUUUUCUUUAUGUGGUAACGUCCUGAGCAAGCUGUCACUGAACAGAGAGAACCCUGCAGAAUGUUCCACUCACAGCUCCGAUAGAUUACAAGGCUGGCAGCAGUCACACUGGCAAAUUGGUAUCAUAUCAAGUUUAAGUAUACUGGACCAGUUUGUGUAUCAAACUGUGUGUUUACAGCUGUGUAUUUGUCUCUACAUACAUGUUCCUUCAUGUGUUCCAGUGUGUGAAUGUUCUACUCAAUUUUCAGUUUUUUUAAACAUAAACUUUAUGUAUGAAUAAGAGUGUGUGUCCUCUUUAGGCUAAAUGCAUUUUGGUGAGAUUCCCAAGGUUUGGUUGCAAAAGCGCUGUGAGCUUUUUGUUACUAGUUGUCAUAUUCUAUAAUCUGUUGUAUUAGCGUUAUAUUUUUUCCUACCCUCUUCUGAAAAAUCCUCCCAUGUGUCAAUGGAAUGCACUGCUCUGCGAGACUGAACAUGCUUUACCUACACUGUCCCUGAACUAGUGGUCAAUGUGGAUAGAAUAUUACCUAUCAUGACAUUUGUAUUGUACGUUUGCCAAAGAAUGGUUUGCACUGUAAUGCCUCUCAACAGUAAAAAUGAAUAAAUAAAAUAAGCCACAUCUGAGUUACA
Sphaeramia orbicularis (orbiculate cardinalfish) is the source of this 6905-nucleotide messenger RNA. It is a transcript of the gene pxdn, whose product is annotated as peroxidasin. The transcript is spliced from 23 exons. Bases 31 to 4431 code for a protein of 1466 amino acids. Lineage: Eukaryota; Metazoa; Chordata; Actinopteri; Kurtiformes; Apogonidae. The record is from RefSeq and is a predicted model, not a curated record. Gene Ontology annotation, molecular function: peroxidase activity; protein binding; heme binding. Gene Ontology annotation, biological process: response to oxidative stress.